ACUAUAUGACCCCAUAUGGGAGGUUCGCGACCCCCCAGGGUGCUGUAGUCAAAACCCAGACAGCUGAGAAUCACGUGACGUGACGUGUAAGCAGCAUGGCGGCGCUGAGCUGAAGUAGCACUGGACUGACACCGAUAGCCUGGCUUUCGUUAGCUUCCCUUGUCACCUGCUCAUUCGCAGGGCCAGGCCGAAGAUGACGGCCUGAGAGAGGAGCGGUAACAAGACCGAGAGAUGCAGCAACAACAACAGCGGCCACCACAGCAGCAGCAACACUCGCAGUCAAAGGCAGAAAACAGUAAAACCAAGAGCAUGUUUCUGUCUCGGGCGCUGGAGAAAAUCCUCUCGGAUAAGGAGGUGAAGAGAAGCCAGCACAGCCAGCUGCGCAAAGCCUGUCAGGUGGCGCUGGAUGAAAUCAAGGCAGAGCUUGAAAAACAAAAGGAUGGCACAGUGGUCCCACCCAGGGCCAACUACAUCGAGGCUGACAAAUACGUGCUGCCCUUCGAGUUGGCCUGUCAGUCAAAGUCCCCCCGGAUAGUCAGCACCUCUCUGGACUGUCUGCAGAAGCUCAUCGCGUACGGCCACAUCACAGGCAACGCCCCGGACAGCAGAACCCCGGGCAAGAGGCUGAUAGACCGGCUGGUGGAAACCAUCUGCAACUGCUUUCAGGGCCCGCAGACCGACGAGGGAGUCCAGCUACAGAUCAUAAAGGCCCUGCUGACGACGGUUACCUCCCCGCACAUAGAGAUCCACGAGGGCACGGUGCUCCUCACAGUCAGGACCUGCUACAACAUCUACCUGGCCAGCCGCAACCUCAUCAACCAGACCACCGCCAAGGCCACACUCACACAGAUGCUCAACGUGAUCUUCACGCGCAUGGAGAACCAGGCUGCUCUGGAGGCUCAGGAGCAGGAGAAGGACCGGCUCCGUCUGCCCCAGCAGAACCCGUCCCCAGUCCCUGGUAACCGGGGGGGCGGCUCACCCCGGUCUGACCGGACGCCUACUCCAGACCCCCAGAGUUCCCCGUCCCCAGCAGCCAGUUCUCCAGACCUCACUACAACCAGCGCCACAGGCUCCAUGCCUCAACUAAGGGCCCCUGACCAGGACCAGGACCAGGACCAAGCGGCAGACACACCAUCAAUCAAUGGGGAACCCGAGGGCAGCAAUGCUCCGAUGAAUGGAGGAGCAGAACCGGUCACACCAUCAAGAGAUUCAGUUUUUGAAGAUGAAGUUGUGGAGAUACCUACAGCUGCUCAGCCAGUUGAGGAAGGAGACAAACCAGAGAGCAACCCAAAUCCGGCAGAGUCAGAGGUGACUGAAGGAGAGGAGGGAGAGCAUCAGCCAACACAGAUACACAGUGGAACAGGAGGUGAGCACCCAGCCCACCCUGUCACUGAGCAGACAGAGGUGGCUCCCCCCAGAGUCAGAACAGAGAGGGAGCAGAUGAACGGCAUCAUCGAGGACCGCUCUUCUGUUUCCUCCACAGAUAUGCUGGAUGCUGAGGCCUUGCAGGGACCCCACAGUGCCGCCCGUUUCUCUCACAUCCUGCAGAAAGACGCCUUUCUGGUGUUCCGCUCUUUGUGCAAACUCUCCAUGAAGCCCCUUGCUGAUGGACCUCCAGACCCAAAGUCCCAUGAGUUGCGUUCCAAGAUUGUCUCCCUGCAGCUGCUGCUCUCUGUGCUGCAGGGCGCAGGGCCGGUGUUUCGCACCCAUGAGAUGUUUGUCAACGCCAUCAAACAGUAUCUGUGCGUGGCGCUGUCGAAAAAUGGCGUCUCCUCUGUGCCUGAGGUCUUUGAGCUCUCACUGGCUAUCUUCCUCACCUUGCUCUCCCACUUCAAAGUCCACCUGAAGAUGCAGAUUGAGGUGUUUUUCCGAGAAAUCUUUCUGACUAUCCUGGAGACAACGACCAGCUCCUUUGAGCACAAGUGGAUGGUUAUCCAGACACUAACACGCAUCUGUGCAGAUGCCCAGUGCGUGGUUGACAUAUACGUGAACUACGACUGUGACUUGAAUGCCGCCAACAUCUUUGAGCGCCUCGUCAACGACCUGUCAAAGAUUGCUCAGGGCAGGAGUGGUCAGGAGCUUGGGAUGACUCCUCUGCAGGAGCUGAGCCUUCGUAAAAAGGGUUUGGAGUGUCUGGUGUCCAUCCUCAAAUGUAUGGUGGAGUGGAGCAAAGACAUGUAUGUCAAUCCGAACCUUCAAGCUAACCUUGGCCAGGAGCAUCCAUCUGACAGUGAGGCAGGAGAGCUGAAGCUUCCAGAGCAACUGGCGGGACGUCGAGACAGCAUCAGCUCGCUGGACUCCACCGUCUCCUCCAGCGUCCCGAGCUCCCAGGCGGACCAUCCAGAGCAGUACGAGGUUAUCAAACAGCAGAAGGACAUCAUCGAGCACGGCAUCGAACUCUUCAACAAGAAGCCGAAGCGAGGUAUCCAGUACCUGCAGGACCAGGGCAUGCUGGGUACCACGGCCGAGGACAUCGCCCAGUUCCUACACCAGGAGGACAGACUGGACACAACCCAGGUGGGAGAGUACCUGGGCGAGAACAUCAAGUUCAAUAAAGAAGUGAUGUACUGCUACGUGGACCAGUUGGACUUUUGCGGACGGGACUUUGUCUCGGCACUCAGAGCGUUCUUGGAAGGUUUCCGGUUGCCUGGCGAGGCCCAGAAGAUUGACAGGCUGAUGGAGAAGUUUGCUGCUCGAUACCUAGAGUGCAACCAGGGACAGACUCUGUUUGCCAGUGCAGACACUGCCUACGUGCUGGCGUACUCCAUCAUUAUGCUCACCACAGACCUGCACAGUCCUCAGGUGAAGAACAAGAUGACAAAGGAGCAGUACAUCAAGAUGAAUCGUGGUAUUAACGACAGUAAGGACCUGCCUGAAGAGUAUCUAUCCUCCAUAUAUGACGAGAUCGCAGGGAAGAAGAUUGCCAUGAAGGAGAGCAAAGAGUUCUCAAUCACUCCUAAGUCCACCAAGCAGAGUGUAGCCAGUGAGAAGCAGCGUCGUCUGCUGUACAACAUGGAGAUGGAGCAGAUGGCGAAGACCGCUAAAGCUCUGAUGGAGGCCGUCAGCCACGCCCAGGCGCCCUUUUUUAGUGCUACACACCUGGAGCAUGUCAGGCCCAUGUUCAAGCUGGCAUGGACCCCCUUGCUGGCAGCAUUCAGUGUGGGACUGCAGGACUGUGACGACCCAGAGGUGGCCUCGCUGUGUCUGGAGGGCAUUCGGUGUGCCAUCAGGAUCGCCUGCAUCUUCAACAUGCAGCUGGAGCGAGAUGCGUAUGUCCAAGCCUUGGCCAGGUUCACCCUGCUGACGGCCAGUUCCAGCAUCACAGAGAUGAAGCAGAAGAACAUUGACACCAUCAAGACCCUGAUCACUGUAGCCCACACUGACGGAAACUACCUGGGCAACUCCUGGCAUGAGAUCUUGAGGUGCAUCAGUCAGCUGGAGCUCGCCCAGUUGAUCGGCACAGGGGUGAAGACGCGCUACAUCUCAGGGGUUGUCCGGGACAAAGAGGCCGGCAUCAAGGGCUUACCCUCCGGCACAGAGGAGUUCAUGCCCCUGGGGCUGGGUAACCUGGUGGGAAGUCAGGACAAGAGACAGAUGGCUCACAUCCAGGAGUCAGUAGGAGAGACCAGCUCUCAGAGUGUGGUGGUAGCUGUGGACAGAAUCUUCACUGGUUCCACCAGACUAGAUGGAAAUGCAAUUGUGGACUUUGUGCGGUGGCUGUGCGCAGUGUCCAUGGACGAGCUAGCCUCGGCGCACCAGCCGAGGAUGUUCAGCUUGCAAAAGAUUGUGGAAAUCUCUUACUACAACAUGAACCGCAUCAGGCUGCAGUGGUCUCGAAUUUGGCAGGUCAUAGGAGACCACUUCAAUAAGGUGGGCUGUAACCCCAACGAGGAUGUGGCCAUCUUUGCCGUGGACUCACUGAGGCAGCUGUCCAUGAAGUUCUUAGAGAAAGGAGAGCUGGCCAACUUCCGCUUCCAGAAGGACUUCCUCAGGCCUUUUGAGCACAUCAUGAAAAAGAACAGGUCCCCCACUAUCAGAGACAUGGUGAUCAGGUGUGUAGCUCAGAUGGUAAACUCCCAGGCAGCCAACAUCCGUUCUGGUUGGAAGAACAUCUUCUCAGUGUUUCACCAGGCAGCCUCUGACCAUGAUGAGACUAUAGUGGAGCUGGCCUUCCAGACCACUGGGCACAUUGUCAUGAACACCUUCCAGCAGCACUUUGCAGCUGCUAUUGAUUCCUUCCAAGAUGCAGUGAAGUGCCUGUCAGAGUUUGUGUGCAACGCAGCUUUUCCUGACACCAGCAUGGAGGCCAUCCGACUCAUACGACACUGCGCUAAAUACGUCUCAGAGAGGCCACAGACUCUGAGGGAAUAUACCAGUGAUGACAUGAACGUUGCCCCUGGUGAUCGGGUGUGGGUUCGGGGCUGGUUUCCCAUUCUGUUUGAGCUCUCUUGUAUCAUCAACCGCUGCAAGCUGGAUGUCCGGACCAGAGGUCUCACAGUUAUGUUUGAGAUCAUGAAGAGUUACGGUCACACCUUUGAGAAGCAUUGGUGGCACGACCUCUUUAGGAUCGUCUUCCGCAUCUUUGACAACAUGAAGCUCCCUGAGCAGCAGACAGAGAAAACCGAGUGGAUGACGACAACAUGUAACCACGCACUGUAUGCCAUCUGUGACGUGUUCACCCAGUUUUAUGAGCCUCUCAGUGAAAUCCUGCUGGUUGACAUUUUCACACAGCUACAGUGGUGUGUCAGGCAAGACAAUGAGCAGCUGGCCCGGUCGGGGACAAACUGUUUAGAGAACUUGGUGAUCCUGAACGGGGAGAAGUUCAGCUCCGAGGUCUGGAACAUCACCUGUUCCUGUAUGCUGGAGAUCUUCCAGAACACCAGCCCUCACGCUUUGUUGACUUGGCGACCGGCAGGACAGGACGAGGAAACUACGGAUGGCAAACAUCUGGAUGCUGAUUUUGACAGCCAGUCCCAGAGCAGCUACGACAGAGCUCUGUCUGAGAGAGGACACAGCCAGAUGUCCAGUGAUGACACCUGGAAGGGCAAGUCCAGUGCCAGAGUUUCGGACCAGAAGCUGUUUGCAGGGCUGCUGAUUAAAUGUGUGGUACAGCUUGAACUAAUCCAGACCAUAGACAACAUUGUCUUCUACCCAGCAACCAGCAAGAAGGAGGAUGCUGAGAACAUGGCUGCUGCCCAGCGAGAUGCUUUGGAAGAGUCGGAGGCUGAGGGCGGCGAGGCGGGUCCGGAGCAGGGUAUGUACAGACACAUGACCUCUGCACACCUCUUCAAGCUGCUGGACUGUCUGCUGGAGUCGCACACCUUUGCCAAGGACUUCAACUCCAACAACGAACAGAGGACAGCGCUCUGGAGGGCCGGCUUUAAAGGCAAAUCCAAGCCCAACCUUUUGAAGCAGGAGACCAGCAGUCUCGCCUGCAGCCUGAGGAUUUUGUUCAGGAUGUACUCUGACCAUCAGCUGCUGGACUCAUGGCCUGACAUCCAGACACGCCUGCUGCUGUGAGUACAACAUAUGACAU
Messenger RNA from Morone saxatilis (striped sea-bass), 5536 nucleotides. It is a transcript of the gene arfgef2, whose product is annotated as ADP-ribosylation factor guanine nucleotide-exchange factor 2 (brefeldin A-inhibited). The record is from RefSeq and is a predicted model, not a curated record. Gene Ontology annotation, biological process: regulation of ARF protein signal transduction. Lineage: Eukaryota; Metazoa; Chordata; Actinopteri; Moronidae. The transcript is spliced from 37 exons. Gene Ontology annotation, molecular function: guanyl-nucleotide exchange factor activity. Bases 232 to 5520 code for a protein of 1762 amino acids.